AAUUGAGAUUGGACGCCAUCUGCACUCGACAACGCCAAGGCAAAAGAGACAGAGAGUAACGCCAUUACAAUAAUUUCGUUGUUGUACACCCAUUUCAGCGACUUGAGAGUAAUCUUACGUCGACUGCCAGUCCUGCAUAACAACAGACAAUCUGUCGCACAUCGAAACCAACUACAUCAUCGCCGUAUAAUCUAGACCCGACGACAAGAUGCCCAAGUCACCCUUCUCUCCGGGCUCAAGCCGCACCACAUUCUCAUCCGUUGGCCGCAUGCCUGUCAUUGCUGAAGACGACUCACUCCCCGCCGUCACACACCCAAACAUGGCUGCCCUUCCUCCACCACCGCCAUGCCGCAGCACGAAACCGAAAUACUACGGCCGCUCGCCAGUACCACGAGCUAUCAACUCGCAUCCGUCCUACCCUCCCCCGGCCUAUUCUCGCAGCUCGUCUCGCGACAGUACCCUUAGCACUCUGAGCACGCGCAGCCUACUCAGCGCAGGCAGCUAUGGCAGCCGUCCGAGCUCGGGCACAUCCACACCCAGGCUUUCUCCAAGGAAUUCUCUCAAGGACAAGUCUCGGCUCCUUCCCAUCACUACGCCUGUAGGGCCAUCAUCAGCCGCGGAGAAGGGCAAGAAGGGACCCUGGAUCGCUCGCCGCGGUAACAGAUACCGCAUGAUAGUUGCCCUUAUUCUUGGAAUUGGUCUGAUUGUUGGUUUGUCGGCUGGUCUGACUGUUGGAAUGCGCAGUCCACCUCCUCCAACAACGUCUGAUACCACCACGAACUCAACCACCCUAUUUCCAUCUGGCUCUUUCGCCUUCAACACGGCUCUGUUAGAGUCCAAUACUGGGUGCACCGCCAACCCAUCGACGUGGCGCUGCUACCCAUACCAAAACUACUCUCAAUCCGCAAACGACUCUCUCGCAUCCUUCUUCUGGACAAUCUCCCCGAAGAACUCCUAUACCUACCAGGUCUCGUCCUCCUCGAACCCCUUUGCCCCGCAGUUCACAAACCAGACAAUGGUACUGCUCGAAGGAAACACACUCAACGAGCGUCUCAUCUUCAAUUUCUCCCUCCCAAGGACCGUGGUCCCGUCCGAGGCAAUCACCGAAGACGGACGCGCUGCGACCUGUACUUUCUCCGACACGGCCUUCCGCGCAACUCUCUGGACGAGACGCAACACGACCACGCCGCUCGGGACUGUUGCGUCUGGGGCGAACGCGACAAGCACUGAUGGAAACGUCAAGUGGGGACCGUGGCCCGGCCAAGUAGAAAUCGUGCAGGUCAAGAAAGGGGGCCCAGAGUGCCAGGAUAAAGCUGGCAACGCUGUCACGGUCGCGGCGGGGAAGGAGCAGUGUAAGUGCAGAUAUGCCAACUACGACCUGACUUCGCAACAGAAGGCGAGGAGAGAUUGGCAGGCAUAAGAAAAUUCGGUACUUUUGCAUUGAAGAUUACAUGGGCUUCGGCGUUUGGGUUUUGCAUUUUGUGAGAUGUACAUAGCAAGAGGAGUUUUGGAUGGCAUAGGCAUUACUGCUAGACUUUUGAAAAGAUACCCAAUAUUGGAAG
Colletotrichum acutatum is the source of this 1562-nucleotide messenger RNA. RefSeq lists its product as uncharacterized. Lineage: Eukaryota; Fungi; Ascomycota; Sordariomycetes; Glomerellales; Glomerellaceae. The record is from RefSeq and is a predicted model, not a curated record. Bases 209 to 1420 code for a protein of 403 amino acids. The transcript is spliced from 2 exons.